Molecule: messenger RNA, 2305 nt
Organism: Cannabis sativa
Lineage: Eukaryota; Viridiplantae; Streptophyta; Magnoliopsida; Rosales; Cannabaceae
Product: growth-regulating factor 6
Exons: 4
Coding region: 392-2041 (549 amino acids)
Biological process (GO): developmental process; DNA-templated transcription; regulation of DNA-templated transcription
Cellular component (GO): nucleus
Molecular function (GO): ATP binding
Source: RefSeq, a predicted model, not a curated record
AUAUGUAUCUAUAUAUGUCCGAGAUAUUCAUAUAUUUAUAGGACAAACUUUGUCCCGGGCAGUCACUUCUUUUCCUCUCUCUCCAAUUAUUUUAUCUUUCUUUCAAAAACAUCUACUUUUUAUAAACAAAAACCAGUCUGGUUUCAGACUCAAACCAUAUAUAUCUAAUAUCAUAAGCUUUAUAUUUUCCAAGCCUUCCAUUCCAACAAACUGAAGGAAAAAAAAUGAGUUUCUCUCCAUUCUCAUCCUCAACUCUCUGUCUUGUUUCACAGUACUAUCCAAUCUCUCUUCCUGCUAGGUAGCAGUUUUGUAAAUAUAUUUUCUUUUGAACGAGAUUUUUCAUUUUAAUCUGCGUGUUAUAACAGAAAGAAAACAAAGAAAAAAAAAAGGAAUGGAUUUUGGAAUGGUAAUGGGGUCGGAUUACGGGUCUGGUGCGAUUUCAGAAUCAGGAAAUGAGUUUAUUAGUUCAUUAUCUACUUCUUCUACAGAUCCUGAAAUGAAACAGAGGUUGUACGGAUCUGGUAAGCAGGAGAGAUCUGGUGCGGCCAGUAAUAGUAGUACCGGUCUGGAUGAGUUCUGGCGUAGUAGCUCCAAAAUUGCUAAGACAACUGAAGAUUUCUCAUACUGCAAAUUAGGAAUGGCGCAGCUUCAGAGGCAGAGAAACGCUUCUUUACCAGUACAGAGAUCUAAUUGUACUGGUCAGCAGCAACAAAUGUUAAGCUUUUCUUCUCCCAAAUCAGAAACUUUAAUGGCGGACAAGACCUCAUCUCAGAAUAAUGCUACAUUGUUGCCUUGUAACUAUCCCAACGCUUUCUUAUCUGCUUACACUAGAAACACAGGGUAUAACUCCGGGAGCUUGAAUUCGAACGGUGGUACCAAUAUGCAUGGGGCCAUAACAUGGGCAAAAGGUCCAUUCACUUCAUCUCAAUGGAUGGAGUUGGAGCAACAAGCUUUGAUCUACAAAUACAUUACUGCAAAUGUCCCCAUUCCGUCUAAUCUUCUCAUCCCAAUAAGAAAAGCCAUUGACUCGUCUGGUUUCUCUCACUUUUCAGGUGGACUUCUGAGGCCCAAUACAUUGGGAUGGGGUUCUUACCAUCUUGGGUUCUCCAACAAUGCCGAUCCGGAGCCAGGAAGGUGUCGUAGGACAGAUGGGAAGAAAUGGCGGUGCUCAAGAGACGCAGUUGCAGACCAGAAAUAUUGCGAGCGGCAUAUGAACAGAGGCCGUCAUCGUUCAAGAAAGCCUGUGGAAGGUCAAACUGCCGCCAAGACGUCAAAGGCAGUGCCUUUAGCUUCUUCGUCACCCUCAUCCACCUCUGUUGCUGUAUCGGGCGCCGCCGGCUCUUCCAACAACAGCCUCACCAUUUCGAACCAGCAUCUACUUCAACAACAAAACACUUCAGCUACAACCCACCUAAACAGGAUGGAACAACAGAAAACUUCUUCAGGUCUCUCUCUGUACUCUAAAGAUCAGAAUGCGUUCUUGACUCAGUCUUUCGGACUGGCAACUUCUGACUCUCUCCCCCAAAACCAACAGCAUUCCCUCCGCCAUUUCAUCGACGAUUGGCCUAAAUCACAGCAGACCAACCGAGAAGCCCUUUCGUGGCCGGAAAUAGACAUGCAGACGGACCGCACCCAGUUGUCCAUUUCCAUGCCGCUGGCGUCGUCAGACCACUACAUCUCCUCAUCUUCGUCGCCUGAAAAGACCAGCCUGUCAAUGAGUUUGGGAGUCGGAGCGGAAGAGCAGCAAGUGGGGAAUCGGAAUUGGAUUCCGAUUGCAUGGGAAAACUCAUUGAUGGGGGGUCCACUAGGGGAGGUACUCCACCACUCCAACAACAACAAAAACGGGUCUGUUGUUGAGUGUAAGAACUCGUCGUCGUCCUCCUCGUCGGUGCUUAAUCUGAUGACUCAAGGAUGGGACAAUAGUCCUCCAAUGGGGUCAUCAUCUCCUACAGGGGUCCUACAGAAGACAGCGUUUGGAUCAUUGUCAAAUAGCAGCGCGGGGAGCAGUCCAAGAGGUGAGAAUAACAAAUCUCUUGACUAGAAAGGACAACUGUUACUUUGUAACCCAACAACAAACAGCAUGCUUUGCUUACUACUACUACUGCUAAACUUUGUUUCCAAUAUUGGGAUUGUCACACCUGGUUUCUUUGCAAUUCCAAUUGGUUUUUAAUGUUCGCUUAUGUUUCUCGCUACUUAAACAAAUAACAGGACUCACAAAUUGGAUAUUUUGUGAUUUGUGGGUGCUAUACUUUUGCUUUCGCCUUUCUUUUUCUAAUGAUGCACCACCACUAUGAGGAUUCAUAAA